AUGGCCCUAGAUCGACGUGAUAUUGUUCUAUUGAGCACAGUGGGUUUCAUUGCAUGGGGCUUAGCUGUGCGUUGGCUUCCAGUUUUGCGGUAUCUUGGGUAUGCUUUCGUACUCGGUGUUUUACUUUCAUGGGCAGCAGCACUCGGCCUUUUACUUCUGACCGUUCGAUCUCCUCGCGGCGCGAAAUCCUCCAAUCCCGGUCGUCUUCCCAUCGCAUUCCUCGGUCAAGGUCAAUGGCAAAAGGAGGUAAAGGAAAUACGCGCGCGCUCGACUUAUCAGCCACAAUCCCUCUACCCUGAAUCGUUUAUUGUGUCCGAGAGCGUUGACGAGUUGUUGACCUUGGUCACUCGAGACUUUAUCUCAUCUUGGUAUCAGAGCAUCAGCCCAAACCCAACGUUUAUCAACGAGGUAGAUAGGGUGAUUCGAAUUGCCCUUGAAAAUCUCCGAAAUCAGCUGCUUGCGGAAGAUCUGAUCUCGCUGGUUGUGUCGCGCAUCUUCCCCAUCCUGACAACGCACUUGAAAGAAUUUGAUAUCGCUGAGCGAUCUGUACGAGGCCGAAAUCUUACACGAAAUGUCACUGAAUCCGAAGAGCUGGACCUUGCCAUCGCGAAAAAAUACCGUGAUGGACGCCUCCAUCCCGCAGCUGCGCUUUCGUUGUCCGAUCAGAAACUUGUAGAGCAGGAAUACCUACGGAAGAUUGCUGUUGGAUUGCUACCUCGACUGUUUCCUGAACACGUCUUGAAAAGUCGGAUUGUCUCCGUCGUGAUACGGGAGAUCUUGGCCUGCGCCGUUCUGUUCCCUCUGGUGUCAGCCUUGUCUGAUCCAGAUACAUGGAACCAGUUGGUGGAGGCAUACGGACGGACUACCCUUCAAGAUCGCAAGAAUGUCAAGAAAAUCCGUGCUGCUUUGGACCAGCACGCCUCGCCCGCCCCCAAAUCCAAACGUGGACAUUCCUUUCCCAAACUCGCGCCAAACGAUUCAGAAAGAGCAUUUGAACGUUUUGUACGAGUCAUCCGGCGCUGUGACAAUCUAUCUGACGCCCGUCGAUUUAGAGCGCUGGUCACCAGUCAGCUGAAAAGGGAGUCAAUGGUGGAAGGUCAGGACCAGGUGUAUCUCAAGCGACUGGAGACAGGGAAAAGAGUCUUGGAUCAGAAGGUCGCCAAACUAUCAACACCAAGUCAUGGGUCUUACAUAAAGGCGGCCGAGUCGCACUUUCGCCGCAACAGCUCUUCGGGAAAUCAAGAGGCAUCCUUGGUGGAUGUUAUGCAUGAUUCUUCUGGCCUUUCAUACUUCAUGGAGUUCAUGGAUCGACAAAAACUCAUGUCUCUGGUGCAAUUCUGGAUUGUUGUAGAUGGCUUUCGCAACCCCCUCGAAGAUGAUUUUGGUGAUGAGACGUCUCCCAGCUCCACAACGUGGACAACGGCCGACCGAAACGAUAUGGCUCUAAUCAGUGAAACAUACCUGGCUAAGCCUGAACUGAAAGUCGCGGAUGAAUCCCGUCGCGCCGUCAAAUCAUUUCUGAGCGCCGGCAAACGGGCCACUCCAGAACAGUAUCGCAAAGCGCGGACGGUGAUUCUCACCACUCAAUCCGCGGUUCUUGAAGAGCUACAGAGCGUAUACUAUCCGAAAUUCAAAAGAUCUGAUCUGUACUACAAAUAUCUUGCUUCAGACGAGGCGUCUAAUCCCGGUCCUCAGGAAUCGCCUGCACCAGUUGAGUCGCCGGCCCGGCGGCCUCUUCCCCCGUUGAUGGGCCGUACCAUGUCGCAUCCCGGCCAGAAACCAAAGGAUCUGCGACGGGCAGUUGCCUCUUCAAGUGACAUCCGAAAUAUGGGCAAGCUCUUCGAUGAUGAAGAGGCACCGAGACGCUCUAUUGAUUCUGAGCGCUCAGCGCCUUUGUUCGACGACGAGUACGAUACGGAUCCUCUCGCUACAUCUACCCACAGUCUUGGUGCAGAUUCGCAGAACGGCAACAGCGAGGCUACACAGAAUCAGGUGAUCGAAUCUAUGGAAGCCGCGUUGAAUGAUAUCGUCACAAAUGAACCGAAAAACGCCCGAUUCGAAGAUUUGAGAGGGGGCGAUCUAGCCUCGUCUGGCUUUCUCAACAAUCACAAUCAUGAUCAGGGUUCUAAAUCUCCACGUAACUCGGUAGAUUCAGGGCGAAUGGAAACCCGCUCAGAGGAUAGCAAAAUCAAACCGAACAUUGCAUCGCUUGGAUUGGUAGACCAAUCGUCUCGGCUUGGCGUUUUCGAUGAUGAGCUCUUUCCGGAUCAGCAAAAAUUCUUGGAAGAUGAAUACGAAGAGCCUGUUGAGACAGAGGACAAAGAUCCAGCAGACGAGGUGCAGGAGGCUGCGCCUGGAGAUCUAGGACUGACUGAGGCAAUUGAAGCGCUCACUGCUGAUAUUGAGAAGCUAGCGUCGCAGGAAGCUGUGGUAGACGCAUUAACCCGGAAAGCCGACCUCACAAACAACACAACGGAGCUCAGAAUUCUGCGAAAGUCCAAGGCGAGCAUCCAGCGGGAACUACACCGCAAAGAGAUGCAACGACAGCAAUACAUCAUUCAGGAAAGUGACAACAGCUUAUAUGGCCGCUCGACCGUUCAAAUCAAGUCCAUUGUUGUGGGGAAAGAGGAGGAUGGGCGAGAGUAUGCUAUGUAUGUUAUUGAAGUACAAAGGAAUGCUGGCGAGCAGAUGCCUGCGGCGUCAUGGGCCGUAGCUCGCAGGUAUAGUGAGUUCCAUGAAUUGCACCAAAAAUUACGGAUGCGAUAUGCGUCUGUACGCCAUCUGGAGUUUCCCCGACGACGCGUGGUCAUGAAACUUCAGAGAGAAUUCCUUCAGAAGCGCCGGGUGGCACUAGAGGCAUAUCUGCAGAACUUGUUGCUGCUUCCGGAGGUGUGCCGCAGCCGGGAUCUUCGAGCCUUUCUCUCCCAGCGAGCAAUCAUACCACGCGACGAAACGCCACGCGGUGAAGAGACCAAGGACCUGGUAACCAGAAUCUACAAUUCAGUAGCGGACGGGAUGGAUGAUUUUCUCGGCAAUUUCGGCGUCCUGGACCAACUGUCGGUUGCUGGACAGAAUCUUAUAUCCGCAGCUACAAACCAUCAGACCGGUGUGGCUCCCAUCCCGGGGUUGGCGACCGAGGACGCGGUGACCACCGCAGAAGCGGAAGCCGAGCUCAACGCGUUCGAAGACCGCGAGCUGGAGCCAUUCAUCAAGCCCAUCUGCGAUCUGUUUUUGGAGGCGUUCGAGCUGAACAGAGGCAACAACUGGCUGCGCGGGCGCGCCGUUGUGGUGGUCCUGCACCAGCUGCUGGGGGGCACCAUCGAACGCAAGGUCCGCGAAGGGGCCCGGUCGUUAAUCCAGGACGAGUCCCUCCUGCGCUAUCUGGGCGUGGCCAAGGAGAGCAUGUGGCCCGGGGGCGUGCUCCGCCAGAACAAGGUCCGCACGGGGCCGGAGCGGCUCAAAAGUCGAACGGAAGCGAGCCUCGUGCUGGCAACGCUGGUCCCCGAUGUGGCCGGUAACGUCGUCGGGCGAGCCAAUGCCCAGGGCGCCGCACGCAGGAUCUUCGCUACGUUGAACAACCAGCGACUCAACUCGCAUCUGGUAUUUACGAUGCUGGAUGAGAUUGUGUUGGUUUUAUUCGGUGGGGGGAAGUAA
Molecule: messenger RNA, 3654 nt
Organism: Aspergillus clavatus NRRL 1
Lineage: Eukaryota; Fungi; Ascomycota; Eurotiomycetes; Eurotiales; Aspergillaceae
Gene: rgsC
Product: putative intermediate filament protein (Mdm1)
Exons: 2
Coding region: 1-3654 (1217 amino acids)
Cellular component (GO): intracellular membrane-bounded organelle
Molecular function (GO): phosphatidylinositol binding
Source: RefSeq, a predicted model, not a curated record